AUGGCACAUUCCCCAAAGUCCAUCGUGACGACUGUCUUCGUCGCUCUCGUCCUCGAUCUCCUCGCGUUUACUAUUCCUCUACCUCUUUUCCCUCGAUUGAUCGCUUGGUACCUUCAUUCUGAAGCCCACUCACCAUCUACCUUGCUAUCUCGUCUUCUGGGUCUAUCCCAUUCCUGGCGAUCCAAGCUAUUGUCAUUCUCGACCCCAGCCUUGGAUACCACUCAAACGGGAUCCGAGACGAGAUGGAUGUGGACAGGCGGACGAGUAGGCGAUACGAGCAAGAAUUGGGAUGUGGUUUUGCUCGGAGGCGCCAUGGGCAGCUUGUUCAGCCUCUGUCAAUGUGUGAUCAGCCCGUGGCUCGGUUCGCGUGAGUGGCGAGUACUGCUGUGCACCAUGCUCGGGAACAUUGCGUCUGCCAUGAUUUGGGCCAGAUCGACAUCCUUCUCUACCUUUCUCCUCUCCCGCCUCGUUGGAGGUCUCAGCGAAGGCAACGUACAACUCAGCACCGCGAUUAUCUCAGACGUAACGGACAGCUCGAAUCGAUCGAGAUCUCUCGCCCUCAUCGGCAUCGCGUUCUCCAUUUGCUUCACCUUGGGCCCCUCUCUAGGCGCUUAUUUUGCAUCUCGACCCUUACCCAUCGCCUCAUCCAGCCCGACAUCUUGGAACGUGUUCGCUCUCCCCGCUGCUAUCUCGCUCGUCUUUCUCAUUGUCGAGACGUUGUUCCUCGCUGCACGUCUGCCAGAGACCAAGUCUUGGAAGAAGGAGACAUCGGCCAACGCUGCCAGUGAAAGCGCGCCGAUCCCGGUAGAAGCGGCAGACCAACGACUGAAACGUCUGAAUACCAUUGGCUGGCUCCAUGGCAUCUUCUUGCUCUUCUUCUCCGGCGCCGAAUUCACCCUCACGUUCCUGACAUACGACCUAUUCACUGCGACUAAUGCUCAGAAUGGCCGGCUGCUGUCAUCACGACACGUUAGGCCAUCGCUUGCUCGUCUAGGCGAGAUUCGUAUGGCCUGCUACGGCUGCUUCACCGCCGUUUUCGCCUUCAUCUGUUUGACCCUUCUGCCUGCUUGUCGAGAUUCGUACGCACUAUCCACCGCCUUGUUGUAUGCCGCAGCAACAGGCUUGGCGUAUACGAGCGCAACGGUGGUGACGUCCCUGACAGCGGCCGCUGCGAGUUGUUGCGAUGCCCAAGGCGGGAGAGCGGAAUUGCAGCGCGGCAGAGCAUUAGGUGUCGUCCGUUCAAAAGGCCAAUUGGGUCGAGCGAUUGGACCCAUACUUGCUUCGUCUAUCUACUGGCUGCAGGGUCCGACGAUCUGCUAUGCCGUCCUAGCCGUAUUCAUGGCGCAGCUCUCGUCGCUCAUGGUCUACCUUGCAAAGCAGGAGAAGGAGCGAAGACAUAGGAUCAAGUCGAGAUGA
Messenger RNA from Kockovaella imperatae, 1416 nucleotides. RefSeq names its product major facilitator superfamily domain-containing protein. The record is from RefSeq and is a predicted model, not a curated record. NCBI's taxonomy places the organism in Eukaryota, Fungi, Basidiomycota, Tremellomycetes, Tremellales, Cuniculitremaceae. The coding region runs from base 1 to 1416 and encodes 471 amino acids. Gene Ontology annotation, molecular function: transmembrane transporter activity. Gene Ontology annotation, biological process: transmembrane transport. Gene Ontology annotation, cellular component: brush border membrane. The transcript is spliced from 9 exons.